AUGCUGAUCAACUUCUCUAUACUGGCACUGGCCUGUCUAGUCCUCGCAGUCGCCGCACAAGAUUACUAUAAGCUCCUCGAAGUCGACCGCGAUGCCUCGGAACGAGAUCUCAAAAAAGCCUACAGACGUCUAAGCAAAAAGUACCACCCCGACAAGAACCCUGACGAUGAAGCCGCCGCGAAGAAAUUCGUCGAAGUCUCCGAAGCCUACGAGACCCUCUCCGACGAAGAGAUGCGCCGAGUCUACAACCAAUACGGAGCCGAGGGAGUAAAGCAACGCAAGCAGCAACAGCAAGGAGGCGGUGGUGGCAGGAACCCAUUCGAUAUCUUCAACCAGUUCUUCGGUGGUGGAGGACACUUCGGGCAUGGCCAAAGACGGGGACCCAACAUGGAGGUGCGGGUCGCGUUCCCUCUGAAGGAUUUCUACACGGGAGCAGUCCACGAGUUCAAGAUUGAGAAGCAGGUCGUCUGUGAUUCGUGCUCAGGGACGGGAGCAGAGGACGAUUCACGGCAUCAGUGCGAACAGUGUGGAGGGCAAGGAAUGGUCAUUCGCAAGCAAAUGCUCGCACCAGGGAUCUUCCAACAGAUGCAGAUGCAGUGUGACAAAUGUGGUGGUCGCGGACAGAUCAUCAAGCAUAAGUGUAAGAAGUGCAAGGGCGAAAGAGUCGUGCGCGCAGAAGAGGCUUUCGAUAUUUCAGUGGAGAAGGGUAUGCCACGAGGCGUGAGAGUCAACUACGAGAAUGAGGGAGAUGAGUCGCCGGAUUGGCAGGCGGGAGAUCUGGUCGUGCAUCUGACGGAGCAAGAGCCGGUGUUGGACGAGAAAAGUAAGACGGAUGGCACAUUCUUCCGACGGAAGGACCUGAACCUCUUCUGGCGCGAAGUGCUAUCUCUACGGGAAGCAUGGAUGGGAGACUGGACACGAAACCUCACACAUCUCGACGGCCACACCGUUCAGCUAUCGCGGAAACGAGGACAAGUCAUACAGCCUGGCCACGUGGACGUGAUAGAAGGUGAGGGCAUGCCAGCCUGGAACUGGCGAGGCGACGGACCCGAAUAUGGCGCGCUACACGUUGAGUACGUGGUAGUACUACCAGACCAGAUGGAAAGCGGCAUGGAGAAGGAUUUCUGGGCGACGUGGGAGAAAUAUAGAAAGAAGAGGGUGGACCUGCAUAAGGAUACUGGGAGGCCGGACCCGGUGCUGAAGCAUGAUGAGUUAUAG
Messenger RNA from Fulvia fulva, 1218 nucleotides. Its product is annotated as DnaJ-related protein SCJ1. Gene Ontology annotation, cellular component: cytoplasm. Gene Ontology annotation, biological process: protein refolding. The record is from RefSeq and is a predicted model, not a curated record. Gene Ontology annotation, molecular function: Hsp70 protein binding. The transcript is spliced from 2 exons. Lineage: Eukaryota; Fungi; Ascomycota; Dothideomycetes; Mycosphaerellales; Mycosphaerellaceae. The coding region runs from base 1 to 1218 and encodes 405 amino acids.